Molecule: messenger RNA, 552 nt
Organism: Menidia menidia (Atlantic silverside)
Lineage: Eukaryota; Metazoa; Chordata; Actinopteri; Atheriniformes; Atherinopsidae
Source: the annotation of a GenBank genome assembly
GAGAUUUGUGCAUUUAAGAUCUUUGGCCAGGAUGCCCCAUUCCAAGCGGUUGUGUUGAAUCGUACAUCAGGAGAAGGAGUCCUUAGAGCAAGUAGCCCUGUGGACUGUGAAAGCCAAAAGGAGUACACUUUCAUUAUCCAGGCUUAUGACUGUGGAGCUGGAGCCACUGGCACUGACUGGAAAAAGUCCCAUAAGGCAGUGGUACACAUCCAGGUAGACGACGUCAAUGAGUUCAGUCCCGUGUUUAGAGACUCAUUAUACAAGGCAUCAGUGAUCGAAGGAAAGAUCUAUGACAGUAUUUUACAGGUGGAAGCUUGGGACCAGGACUGUUCACCUCAGUACAGCCAGAUCUGCAACUACGAAAUUGUCACUCCAGGGACGCCAUUUGCGAUAGACCGCAAUGGUAACAUCAGAAACACAGAGCGACUGAGUUAUGACAAGCAGCAAAGCUACAAGAUUAUGGUGUCUGCAUUUGACUGUGGUCAGAAGAAGGCCAAGGAGGAUGUGAAUGUGCAUAUUGAUGUCAAGCCUGUCUGCAAACCAGGAUGGCAA